This is a messenger RNA of Talaromyces amestolkiae, 960 nucleotides long. RefSeq lists its product as uncharacterized. Gene Ontology annotation, cellular component: nucleus. Gene Ontology annotation, molecular function: histone H4 acetyltransferase activity; histone H2A acetyltransferase activity; protein N-terminal-serine acetyltransferase activity. Bases 1 to 960 code for a protein of 319 amino acids. The transcript is spliced from 2 exons. NCBI's taxonomy places the organism in Eukaryota, Fungi, Ascomycota, Eurotiomycetes, Eurotiales, Trichocomaceae. The record is from RefSeq and is a predicted model, not a curated record.
AUGGAGACGAAGAAAUCACCUCUCACCAAGGACAGUCGUGUCCAAGAACUAUCAGUCCCACACUCGUUAUCGCAUUCACGAUCUGGACUUCGGCUAUCGAAGCAUUACCGUGACCGAGCUGUGCCUAACGAGGAGGAGAAAGAAUUACCACUGGUGGAACGCACCAAUGCCCUGAGCGUCCACGACUUCGUCUCCCGCUACGUCGACUCGACCCAACUACAUAUAGACAUCACAAGCAAACAAGACGACUCUGCGACAACAACUAAAGCACAAAUCCAUAUAUACUCCGCAUCCACAAUCCCAUCUCUCGACUUUGAGGGCUGCUUCUCCCUGAUCGAAACAACUUCAUCCGAAGACUACAAAACCUCAUCGAUGGGCUGGUCACCAACCAAGAAACGCAAAGAAAUGCGUCUUCCAGAUAUGCGCUACAUGGUCCUGAGGGGUCCACCACAACCAUCCCCAACCCCUCAGAGGAGUCAUAACAACAAUACCCAAACAAGCGGCAGUACUAGCACUAGCACCAGCACAACUGCUGAUACAAGCGAGGUUUCAUCCACGUCCGAUCUUAUAGAUACCACCCCCAGUCCACCUGCAACAACUGCUGCUGCUGCGGCUACUACAACGACGACGACAUCCCCCCACUCUGAAGUUCUCGCUUUCCUCUCCUUUAUGACAACCUACGAAGACGGCAAACAAGUCCUGUACUGCUACGAAAUCCACAUUCAUCCUUCGCUCCAGGGCCAGGGAAUCGGUCGGCAUCUCAUGACUUUGUUUGAAGAGACGGGUCGUCGAAUCGGGCUCGAAAAGGGUAUGUUGACCGUUUUCAGGGCCAAUAGUGCUGCGACGGGCUUCUAUGAGAGGUUGGGGUAUAGUGUUGACGAGUUUUCGCCGGGGCCGAGACAACUACGGAAUGGGACGGUGAAGGAGCCGGAUUAUUUGAUUUUAUCCAAGCGCUUUUGA